UUCGCCGUUUUUGUGAAUGAUCCGCAGACCACCGAGUGUCGUGUUGAAGGCUGCUGCAGGUUUACUUUGAAAUCAAGAAAGCAAGCGACACUGAAGGCAGAGAUCUCUGCAUCGCUCUAGACACGGCGUUCCAUCCGGCAAAGGAAUUCUACAAUUUCCAGCAAACAGCUCGAUCCAGAAUGUCUUUCAUCAACGAUGACGCAGGAAGCCCCGCCCCUCCGGCACUUCCCGUGCGCAAUGUGAGCGUGAGCAGCUUUGGCAGCGGAGCCACGACUGAGUCGUUUCAAGGCGUAGGCAGGCACGGGAGCACUUCUUCCAGCAACGGCGUCGGCCGCUUCAGCAGUGUCAGCAACGCGAUUGGCAGCAGAAAGAUGACCAGCACGGUCCGCGCCUCCAACAAGGCCGCCAUUUUGGCCGUAGGCGAGGAGCUGCGGCAACUCUUGCACGCAGAGAACCCUCCGCUCAUCAAGGACCGGCGCUACCACCUCCGGUCCUACCAGGCGUGUUUCGCAGGGCACGAGAUGGUGGACUGGCUCCUCAAGAAGGGCGAGGUGGAGUCGAGGAGAGAGGCCGUCGCCAUGAUGCAGAAACUUAUCGAUCACGGAGUCUUACAUCAUGUGUGCGAUGAUCACGUUUUCAAAGACGACAAGUUGUUCUAUCGCUUCCGGAAAGACGACGGGACAUUCGAGGAGCCUCCAGAUUCAGCUAUAUUAGCCAGAGGACAGAGGAUAUAUGGCAGAUUGCGCAGUGACGGAUCAGAUCUCAUCAGAGAGCGCAAGUACCAUCUCACCACCUACAAGAGCGUGUUUGUGGCACGGGAGUUUGUGGACUGGCUCAUCUCGAGGGGCGAGGCCAGCUCCAGGAUCGAGGCCGUGGACAUUGGGAAACAACUGUUGGAUGCCGGCGUUUUCAGACACGUAUGCGACGACCACCACUUCAAAGACGAGUUCCUCUUCUUCCGGUUCAAGAACGACGACAAGCCGCGCUCCCCUCUCCCCAAGAAGAACUCUCGCAGGAACACCAAGGGAGGCGGAGGGAACAAUGAUGACUCGGGGAGCAUGGGAGAGCCGUCAGACAACCGUCAGUCAGGGAGCAGCUGGGGCAGCGGUGAAGACUCCACCGGCCAGCCAGCCAAACAAGAGACUGACGAGUAUGUCCAGAUGCAGAGGACACCUACCCAGCCAAGUCCACUAGCUAACUCAACCACUUCACCCACUCCUGAAGGAGCCCAAGUGAAGAGACCCACAGUAGAGGAACUGAUGGAUCCAAAUGGACAAUACGUCAAGAGACAGGUUGAUGUAAGUGUUACCAACUCCUUGUCGACCAGUGUGUUUGGUUCUAGACCUGCGCCACUUGUGUCCUUGAGGAUAUCCCGUAAUACUGAGUUGCUUGCCUGGUGCCUUUGCCUUGGAAACUGUGCGUGUGCAUGCACAAACUUGUCUUGUUUCGUUUGUGAUAGUAUGAGUCGCGUGUGUACACCGUGACAAGCUACGUACGUACAUUAGGUGGUGCCAGAUGUAGAUGCAUACUGUUUUUCUUUGGAAGGACAGCCCCUUUACAGUGUAUGUCGAGUCAUUCCUCCCCAUGGUAUGUAUUACAGGUCGUGAGUGAUCCGGUUGGGUAUGGGUUUGUCAUACGAGGCUCUCGACCAGUCUAUGUCCAUGGAGUGGAUCCCAACGGUCCAGCCAGUGCAUCUGGCCUCAAGGUGGGAGAGUACCUGUACUCGGUCAAUGGACAAGUGGUCCUCAACGCCACACACACAGACGCCGCCCGUAUCAUCCUCAUGGGCCCCAGCACUGCAUCCCUAGUCACCUUCAAAGAUACCACCGCCACUCAAUGAAACUCUAUAUUUUAUACCUACCUACUGUAUCAUUAUACACCUACCCCAGUGGUAUUAUUCCCUAUACAGCUCCCGGCUAUUAUGUUUAUUGGAGCAUUUUUGUUGUCAUCAUUGAUUGCAGUCUAUUAUUAUCGUUAUUGUUGUUUGGGUGCCAAAUUUCAUGUGAUUAUCUUGUUAUGUUCACCUGCUGAUAACUAAAGUCCAUUCGCACCCGGAAGUAGGGCAGUCAAAACGGACAUCAUUUGGCCCACACCUUCACAUUAG
Molecule: messenger RNA, 2104 nt
Organism: Geodia barretti
Lineage: Eukaryota; Metazoa; Porifera; Demospongiae; Tetractinellida; Geodiidae
Source: the annotation of a GenBank genome assembly